AUCAUAAUUUGUGCGUGAAACAGGAUUGGGCUAUUGGCUUUUCACCUGGCAUUAGUGAAUAAUCCUCAAAAUGCUCGUGUAGUCUGGGCAUUUGCUUUUGUGCUGUAUCUUGGGAAGUGGGUGGAAGCUGUUAAGUCUGCUAGAAAACACACAAAGUUGAAAGUUAAAUUUGCUCCUGAAAUAUUAGGAUCUCAAGAAAUUAUUUCAGAAGAUAAGCUUGCAGAAGAAGUUACACAUUUGGCUUCUUUGGUGCAACAUUCUGUACGUCCUUUGGUUGAGACAGAUAGCCUUCUUGAGAUGAUGUCCAGAUACCCAGCUUUUCCAUGCUCUGGUCUGGUGGUUGUACCAAAGAAAGCAGGGAAAGAUGUGGCCCAAAUUUUUGAUAUGCUGGUGAGUGAUAUUAAAUCCUAUGAACAUGAAAGGGAAGAUCUGAUCGUGAACCCUUACUUGCUUGGGAGGGGAGAUCCUUCUGAGAUCAGAUUUACACUUGGCUACAUUAUUUUGAAGACAAUGGAAGGGGAAUCCACUGUUGGAGGAGCUGAGGAAGUUGAUUCGUUGAUAAGGGUCUUUGAGGAAAACUGCCACCUAACACUUUCUGAUAUGGUGAAGAAUCAGGUUGUGAUCAAGGAAGAAAGAAAAAAUUGCCUACAAUUAUCUGUUCGUGAAUCAAAGCAACAGAUGGAGAAAAGGCAGGAAGUAGUCCAAGGUAAGUUGGGUCAUUUUGAUGAAGUGAUUACUCUAAGGAACCAAGAGAUGCUUGUGAAAGGGGAGAGUGGAGAAAUGGCUAGGAAGCAGCAAAUGAUAGCUGAAACAUGCCAACCACCUAAGGGAGAAGUAAAGACAUUGGUUGAGGAAAUAAAGAAGGAAACAUGCUAUGUAUUAAAACAGGAGAAGACUCUGAAAAAUGUAGAGGCUGUUGAGUAUGACAGUGCUAAGGAAGAGAAUGUGAACCACCGUAUCUUGCAGGGUAAAGUAACAAAGAAGGAGAUUAUGGUAGGUGGAAGGUGUAAUUUAAGACCGGAGAGGUUAGAGAAAACAAAUUGUUAUUUGUCAUCAGAGGUGGGGGUCAAGAAAAAUACAGAGAAGCAAAAACAAGUAUCAGCCAAGGAGAAGGGUGGUCUGCGCUCACUAUCUAGUUUCUUCAAGUGAUGGCACUAUUUGUCGUCAACAACUGACAAUGAUUUAUCUCUAGUACAAACCAGGUACUGCAUAGGCGGAUAGUAAAGUAAUCCAGACUUAUCUGGGUUUUGAUGACUGUGACUGUAUUUUCACCGUUUGAAGUUAGAGAUGAAUAUGCGGCUUAAAGGUUAGAAUAGCGAUAAUGAAGAGUGUACAGUAUUGGAAAUGAAGGUCAUGUAGCUUGAUUGAGUUGUUUUGCUUUACCAUUUAGUUGUGCUGUGAGAUUUUGAUAUAUUAGUCACAUUUUUUUUU
Carica papaya (papaya) is the source of this 1431-nucleotide messenger RNA. The record is from RefSeq and is a predicted model, not a curated record. Lineage: Eukaryota; Viridiplantae; Streptophyta; Magnoliopsida; Brassicales; Caricaceae.